AUGCAAUACGUGGGAAAAGUCGGUGGCUACGUUUACAAUCAAUGGAACUCUUUGAAUCCAGCUACACUAUCAGGGGCUAUUGAUGUCAUUGUCAUUGAACAUCCUGAUGGCACUCGUUACACGUCACCAUGGCACGUUCGGUUUGGGCUACUUCAAAUUAUCAAGCCAUCACAAAAGAAAAUCGAUUUGUAUGUGAACGAUGUCAAGACCAACUUGCCGAUGAAGCUAGGUGAAGGUGGUGAGGCUCAUUUUGUUUUUGAAGUGAAUGACACUGAUCAUGAAUUGUCAAAUAGUGUCUUGACAUCUCCAGUGAUUUCUCCAGUAUCCUCACCAUUGAGUACGCCGGCCAAUAGUGAUAAUGAACCCGAUGAGCUUGACUUGGAUGAAAAAGUAAAGUUGAGUGACAGUCCUAGCCCAAGAAGCCCCUCACAACUGAAACGAUUGGCAAUUGAGAAUGUCAAGAAAAUCACCCAAAAAUUGAAUAUUCCAACGAAAAUAGACAUGAAUGGGGAUAUCCUAAUUGACAUGGAUGGGUAUAAACCAAACUCGCAGAAAAAUAUUGACAAUUCUGACGAAUUGUUCAAGAAAAUUCUUGUGGAGGAAAUUGAAGGCGAUUUGGGCGAAAAUUCAGUGAAAGCAUGGAAUCAGAUUAUCACAAAAGAUGAGAAUGGAAACAUAAGGAUAUCCAAUGUUUCAGAAGACGGAGCUGAAUCUGAUGAGGAGAUCAAACUUCCACCAACAACAAAUACUUCUUCAUCUAUUACAACUGUGGGUACCUCAACAUCAGGAGAAAGUGACAAAGUUUACUUCAAAACUUUAAGAUUAACAUCUGAGCAAUUACAAAUGAUGAAUUUAAAUUAUGGAGUGAAUACGCUUAAAUUCAAGUCUCGUGAAAGCUCGUCACAAGUGACUGCGAAUUUGUUCUUGUGGAAGUCGACCACUCCUAUCGUCAUUUCGGAUAUCGACGGAACCAUCACCAAAUCCGACGCUUUGGGACAUGUAUUGAAUUUGAUUGGUAGAGAUUGGACGCAUCCCGGUGUGGCUAGUUUGUUCCAAGAGAUAAACCAAAAUGGGUACAAUAUUCUUUAUUUAACAGCUCGGUCCGUUGGCCAAGCUGAUUCAACAAGGCAAUACUUGACAGGAGUGAACCAAGAUGGUGUCAAGUUGCCCAGUGGACCGGUUAUUUUGAGUCCAGAUCGAACGUUUGCCGCUUUGCGACGAGAGGUUGUGUUAAAGAAACCAGAGGUGUUCAAAAUGGCUUGUCUAUCUGACAUUAUGCAUUUAUUUUUUGAAGGGGAGGCGACAGUAUUGGACGAGGAUGACGACCAAACUCCAUUUUACGCUGGGUUUGGUAACAGAAUCACAGAUGCGAUUAGUUACCGAUCAGUACACAUUCCAAGUCAUCGAAUCUUUACCAUCAAUCCAGAUGGAGAAGUUCAUAUGGAGUUGUUGGAGUUGGCUGGUUAUAAAUCGUCGUACUUGCAUAUAGGUGAAUUGGUUGACCAGUUUUUUCCUCCAAUCAGAGUGGUUAGUUCGAUUUCAACAAACUGGAACAAUGCGCAAUGGUCAGAAUAUGUAAACAACCAUGAAACAAAUGAUGCAUCAGAUGCAAGAUCUUUCACGUCAAUACGUCUGCCUACACCGGGAUCACCAAGGUCUCCUGGAUCGCCACGCAACUUUGUUGAAGAUUACAAAACCGAUGAAAAGUUUAACGAUGUUAAUUAUUGGAGGAGCACGUUAAAUUUUGAUGAUUUGAGUGAUAGUGAUAUUGAAAAAGAUGAUUUGGAUUUGAAAAAGAGUGCCUCCCCCAAAUUGAGUAAGCACGAAAAGUUGCUGCAUCAUGAACAUGAAAAAGAGGCACAUACAGAUAACCCUGAGCUUUUGCAAAAGAGCAAAAGGUCAAGAUCCCCUACUUUGGAGAGACCACUUUCAGCAUCAUCGUUUACUUCACCACUAAAGAACUUUAUGAGUUUCAGAAAGAAGAAGGACGAUGAGGAGAGUUACAAAGAUGGUGAAAAAGUUGAUGAGGAUGACUUUACUGAUGAUGAUGGUGAAGAGGAUGACGAAGGUGACGACGAUUACACAGAUGACGAUUAUGACGAUGAUGACUACGAUGAUGAAGAUUACGAUGAUGAGGGGGAGGAAGACGAUGACGAUGAUGAAGAUGACGAUGAUGAAGAUGACGAUGAUGAAGAUGACGUUGAUGGUGAUGAGACAAGUCAGAGCUCCAUCAAAGAUGUCCCAGUGCCCGAGGCCAUUAGAGACGAAAUCAUUGACAGAGGAUCUACCGAAUUCAUCAAAGCUAGUGAUUUCGAGAAAUUGCAAAUUUAG
This is a messenger RNA of Lodderomyces parapsilosis, 2331 nucleotides long. It is a transcript of the gene SMP2, whose product is annotated as phosphatidate phosphatase. Gene Ontology annotation, molecular function: phosphatidate phosphatase activity. Lineage: Eukaryota; Fungi; Ascomycota; Pichiomycetes; Serinales; Debaryomycetaceae. Bases 1 to 2331 code for a protein of 776 amino acids. The record is from RefSeq and is a predicted model, not a curated record. Gene Ontology annotation, biological process: triglyceride biosynthetic process; fatty acid catabolic process. Gene Ontology annotation, cellular component: nucleus. The transcript has a single exon.